Messenger RNA from Aphanomyces astaci, 2979 nucleotides. RefSeq lists its product as hypothetical. Bases 108 to 1436 code for a protein of 442 amino acids. Gene Ontology annotation, molecular function: L-ascorbic acid binding; protein binding; iron ion binding. NCBI's taxonomy places the organism in Eukaryota, Oomycota, Saprolegniomycetes, Saprolegniales, Verrucalvaceae. The record is from RefSeq and is a predicted model, not a curated record. The transcript has 6 exons.
UUGGUCACAAACUUGUCUAUUUGUAGAAAAACUCUGGAACAUGAUACUACUCCUUGCAGUUAUACGGAUAACAAGCGGAUAGACACGGCCUCCGUAUCCGGCGCCCUAUGCAUCCGGACGAUUGGUUGAAGCAUAAAAUCAAUCGCAAGAUGGACGCGGCCGACUUGCUGGACCAGUACACGGAUGCGAUCUACGCGGCGACGUACACGGCGGAUGAAGUCGCGGCGCUGAAGGCAAGGAAAAAGUUGAAUGAGACGGUCAUGCUAUGCCGAACGAUCCUGCGAGACGAAUCGUGGGAGCACGACGCGACCGUGAACGAGCUCGACGUGUACCUGACGUACGCCAGCGCGCUGGAGUCGUUGACACGGCGGUACGAAGCCAUCGACGUGCUUGUGCGGGGGUUGGACGUCAUGGACGACCACCCCAUGCUUCAAUUGGCUCUGGCGCGACUGCAGUUCAAGGCCGGCCUGUACAACGACGCGUUGGAAACCUGUCUCCUCGUCAUGCAAGCGUAUCCACACGACACGCGAUGCAGUGCCGACAGCGCUGCCGACGCCUACCAUCUCGCAGGCUGGGUCAAGAUUCACGGCGACGACCAUACCAACGCGUAUGCGCUGUGGAGUCGUGGUGCCCUCGCGAUCCCGUCCUCGUCUGUCCUGGCGCGGCAGCAUCGCAAGCGUCAGUGCUGGGACAACGACGCACCCGACGACUUCCUUCUUCCCCACGGCUUGGUAGGUCAAGGCACAUCAGGACUCCCUGCGGAAGGUUUUGCCGUGCCCGCAUCGACUCGCGCGGUGGCGCUGUUCGAUCCAACCACCCAAGCCAACCGCCUCGUGUUUCGAUCGUCGUCGCCGCUCUUGACCAAGGGUGAAUGUGACGCUGUCAUCGACAUCGUCGAUGCAUUCCACCGCGACGUCCGGCACGGCCAGUGGGGUACCGUCCGCCACUCGAGCGUCAACACGACGGACGUUGCUGUCGAGGACAUUCCGUUGCUUCGGCCGUGGCUGCGCAAGUUGCUAAAUUCCCGCGUGUAUCCGUUUCUGCACGAGUGUUUUCCCCGCCUCGCCGAUCAUACGUCUAUGCGCGACGACACCACGGGCGCCACUCGAUGCCGUGUCCACGAUGCAUUUAUUGUUCGGUAUGAUGAGCUGGACCAGUCGCUGAGCCUUCCCGAGCACAACGACACGUCCGUGGUGAGCGUCGUCGUGAGUCUGAACGACCGCUUCGUCGGCGGAGGCACGUGGUUCCAUGCGCUCCAGCAGGUCGUGGACGCCCCCGUCGGCCACGCCGUCGCAUUUGCUGGCCCGCUGAGGCAUGGGGGUACGACCAUCACUCACGUUAAUACCGUCAUUCCUCCAAACUGGAUAUUUUUGUUCCAUGGAUAUGGAUGUAUAUAUAUGGUCUAUAAUACUGGUCGUUUUGAUAACGUAGUUUAGUAUAUAUUAUAGAUGAAGGAAUCAAUGGCAAAUCAAUACUAUGAGUAUUCGAGUAUGUAGUAUCAAUUCGGUGACAACGGUAGGAUAUAUAUAUAUAUAGCCUGGAUUAUGGUUUUUGUGGUGUAUAAUACUUUGACCAGUAUUUCAAACGAUUGAACGAGUAAAACAGAGCAACUCAACGGCGGUUGCUUAUUUUUUUAUAUUAUUUUGAGUCCUCAUACUACUGUAGGGCCGUUUAUAUACGUAUUUUCUUGUUAUCAAAUGGGAGCGAUCAAGAAUAAAUUCUCGACCUGGUUUUAUAUAUAUAUAUAUCUUUGCUAUCCUUGCACCAUACACUAACAUUAGACUGAGUGAGGUUGGUGGGUAUUUAUAUAUGUAUAUAAUAUAUAUAGGUGUUUAUAUAUGUAUAUAUAUAUAUAUGGGUGUUUAUAUAUGUAUAUAAUAUAUAUAGGUGUUUAUAUAUGUAUAUAUAUAUAUAGGGCAUGCCAUUACGUCAGGAUGUCGGCUGAUUUUGGUGCUAUUUUUGUACGUCGACGGGUUUGCGUACGGCGACUACUUGAACGCUGUAUACGAUGACGUGGCAUCCCCACAGGACACGGACAAGGGAUUUGUCGUGUACAACCAAACGGUGGAAUUGGUGGCGACGCUCAACCAAGCGCCGACGUCCAUGGCGGUAUCUCCAUUAGAUGUAGCUCAAGAUGAUGAGUCAUGCAAACAACCCAAACAUGAGACUGGUUGAUGGAAUAAGGUGUUGCGACUUAAGGAGAGUUUGGGGUUCUAACUCCGCGACCACACUGCAAGGAGCUCGCGGCCGCGCCGGGGCGGGAUCGAAGUCGUCGGCACAUGCGUAGAGUCAAGGACGAGGCCCGCGGGUUCAAGGAUGUGGCGGUAGUCGUCGAGUGAGAGCACGUAGGGAGGUCCUUGAUCUGUGGACGUGGAGGAGGAAAUAGAAGAAUAUGACAAAGGGAGAGGUGGUGGGGCCAGCGGAAAGAGAAGCGUGACGAGUCGACCGGUGUCGGGUCGAAGCAGGGCGUGGAACCGCGCGGCACAUGCGGCGCGCAUGCUGGGGUCGAUGGCGGCAAAGAACAGAUAGUCGUAGAUGAGGUCGAACGAGUGGGGGUGGACUGACGGAGUCGACGGAGCGAAGAAGUCUGCUUGCACCAGAGUGAUGGAGUCGGCAUCCCUUCCAAGGUUGCUUCGCGAGACGUCAAUAGCUGUGGACGAGAUGUCCAACCCCGUGGCAUCCCAUCCUUGUGCAUGCAAGUGCAAGAGGUCAAAGCCAGAUCCGCACCCAGGUACUAGCGCCUUGCGGCGUCCGCCGACUUUUGGAUCGUUGUUGGAAGGUGGAAGCAGUGCCAGGCCUUCCACAAACGAAGGGUUCACUCCCUGUAGUUCCCAUGGGGUCACCUGCUGCGUCCAUGCUUUCUCCCAAUCCCUCCCGACUUUGUCGAAGAAAUGGCGGCGCAGAAGCUUCACCUUCCCACCGCCGCUACCGCUUCCACAGCCCAAGGUACGUCGCAUGUUGGAACAAGGCGAAAAGUGU